Penicillium crustosum is the source of this 1143-nucleotide messenger RNA. RefSeq lists its product as uncharacterized. NCBI's taxonomy places the organism in Eukaryota, Fungi, Ascomycota, Eurotiomycetes, Eurotiales, Aspergillaceae. Gene Ontology annotation, molecular function: alpha-1,6-mannosyltransferase activity. Gene Ontology annotation, biological process: protein N-linked glycosylation. Gene Ontology annotation, cellular component: mannan polymerase complex. The transcript is spliced from 2 exons. The record is from RefSeq and is a predicted model, not a curated record. Bases 1 to 1143 code for a protein of 380 amino acids.
AUGAGCUUUAAAAGAACUAGGGUGCAGGCACCUAAAUUCUUAUUUACUCGCCGUGGAGCUUGCAUAGCAUUUAUUAUCCUCAUAUGGUUCCUCUUUUAUCAUCUUCCAGAUCCUCCUUCCACCCAGAACAAUACCCGCGCAGACCGGCCACACCCAGAGCAUCAAGUAGAGGACACGCCACGAUUUCUUUACCGCUCUCCCUUUCGAAAGAACCCGGAUGUUGAAUAUGAAAAACAACUGUCAGAAGCCCUGAAGGAGAUUGAAGAAGCCGUAUUGGCAAUCAGUGAUAAAAAGGCCAUCGAGUUUGUGACCAACGAGCUAUCCGCCAUCCCCGAAAUCGCGACCAUAUAUAAAUCGUACCCUCGCAAUGUCCUCCGAGCAGAUCUCCUCAGAUACCUCCUUCUCUGGUACUACGGAGGCUUCUACGCAGACAUUGAUGUCUUCCCCGCCCGCACCAUCAAGACCUGUCCAGCCCUAGAGCCAUUCUUCGCACCACCACCCAACGAAUACACAGAAAGUACUCAUCCCGAUGUAUCGCUCGUUGUUGGAAUCGAAGUCGACGAGCCAUACGCUUCACAGCAAUUCAUGCGCGACUGGCAUUGGACAAGGAGCUACGGACUCAUCCAAUACACCAUGUAUGCACCGCGACGUUUCAGUCCGCUUCUCCACGAAACAAUCGUGCGGGUCUUGUCACAUACCAGGCAAUACAACAGUCAACAUAGCAGCUUCUUCCGCAGUCCGGCGUAUGGCGAGAAGACUAUAUUAGGAGUCACAGGACCUGAUGUCUUCACGGAUGCUAUUCUUGAUACACUUUCCUCUUCGCUGCCUUCGACACAUCCGUUCGUUCAACAAUCUAUAGAUGCAGAUGCGGAUAUAGGGGAUCUUCUCUCUCCUGAACUUGGGGACUUGAACGAACGGGUAACGUGGGCUCCGUUCCAUAGACUCCGGGAUUCUGUCUGUAUUCAGGCUGAUGAGGCUGCCCCAAAUAAAUCUAUGGGUGGACUAUGCGUGUUGCCAAUCAGUGUUUGGGGGAAUGGUCAGAGACAUAGUCAGGCGGGAGGGUUUAAUCAUCCCAACGCUUGUGUCAAUCAUCGGUUUGGGCGGACGUGGAAGAAGGGGUGGUGGGAGUAUAUAUUUGGGUGA